AUGUACUUAGGGCCUGAAGAUGAUCUGAUCAACUAUGAGGUGAAGCAGGAGCGUGCUGAUUCGGAUAGUGAGGUCUCAGGUGCGCUGGUAGUAUCAAGGGCAUGUAGGUUUCUCCCUACCAUCCAGGAUUCCUUACUUAAUUCAUCUCCCAAGCGAUUGCAAAAUCUCCCUGAAUGUGAUUUGCCACACACAGAUGUCACGUAUGAAGAAUUGCUUGCCAUGGUCUGGGAUCUCCGGCCAUUUGAGUCUUACAAUCACACAGGCAUUCAAUCCAUUCAAGAUUGGGUCCGGGAUUACAAACAGCGACACGGACAUAUUCCCAACCCAUCCAUCCAACAACUACUCAAGGCUGAGAGACCAUUCCGAACUGCCUGGGCAGAAACAUCUGACAAACUCAGAAGAGCUGAUGAAGACCUCCGGAGGCUGCAAAGAGCUGAAUGUUUGACUUCCGAAAUGCUCAAGGUAUUAGAUUCCGCCAUUCUUAGGUUUGAAGAUCAAAUUCAAAUGUAA
Molecule: messenger RNA, 510 nt
Organism: Suillus bovinus
Lineage: Eukaryota; Fungi; Basidiomycota; Agaricomycetes; Boletales; Suillaceae
Exons: 2
Coding region: 1-510 (169 amino acids)
Source: RefSeq, a predicted model, not a curated record